AUGAAAUGGCUACAUUGGAGUCUUUGUAUUCUCUUCAGGUGGACCGAGGCCUCGGUCUUUCGGCCCAACGGCGACGCGGCGGCCUGGCUGCUGUGGAACCAUCCCACGGCCAUUUUUGAUCCUCCAUACUGCGCUGUGUCGACCACCAUGGUGAUCAAUGACAUUGUGUUGUCGGCGCAGGAUGUGGUCGCAAUGACAGGCGAUUGCAUGGGUGAUCUGGAAUCUCCACCUGACUGUGCUGCAGAUAUUACGGACUUUAUAGCCAAUAUUUUAGAUGCAGCACAGGGCGCGGCUGCCAUGGCCACAGCGUGUGCUGGCGAAAUCAGCGACUGUGAACAAUUGACGAUCGAUGCGGCAGAGAUGUUCACCACCUUGGCGUCAUACCUGGUGGGCGCAUCGACCAACUGCGACGUUGAUGCCUUCUUGUGUACCAUCAACUUGGUUGAUUCCAUUAAGGUCAUCUUUGGCGCGGCCACGGACAUUCAAUCUGCAGUCGAUACCUGUCCCAAGGACAGCGCUCUGAUGAAAUAUAUCAAGACCUACGCCUAUCCUGACUGGCAUGGUUGGGAAUGGAUCUCCCGUCGACUAACUGCAGGCAGAAUGAAUGCAACCAGUGAUGGUCUCAACGCUCGAGGGGAAGACACACCUGUGCCGAGGAGGAUGGGCAUUGUAGAUGAAACCGUUCCAGGACCUAUCAUUGCAGCGGAUGACCCCGGGUUGGUCCGCGUGGGCAGCGCCAUUGCAGUUCCACGCAGCGAGCAACUGCUUCGGAUCAGCCAGAAGGGUGCUCGAAGACUGGCCGAGCUCGAGGCCGUUGAGGUGCCAACGUUGCAAGAUGUGGACAUUGAUGUUUGGCAUCUUCUUGAUUAUCAGCAGGAGAUGCACGGGGAGAUGGCCUUUGAGUAG
Durusdinium trenchii is the source of this 906-nucleotide messenger RNA. Lineage: Eukaryota; Dinophyceae; Suessiales; Symbiodiniaceae. The record is from the annotation of a GenBank genome assembly.